This is a messenger RNA of Cajanus cajan (pigeon pea), 2386 nucleotides long. RefSeq names its product FHA domain-containing protein At4g14490. NCBI's taxonomy places the organism in Eukaryota, Viridiplantae, Streptophyta, Magnoliopsida, Fabales, Fabaceae. Gene Ontology annotation, molecular function: protein binding. The record is from RefSeq and is a predicted model, not a curated record.
UUUCGUCUCCGCCACCGCCUCCUCAUUAAGCCUCAAGGUUUGUCUUGCUGGCGGCGGUAGUGGCUGAAGCUCCGGCGAGUCCAUUUUUGGAUAUCAACCCCAAUCACGGUCGCCAACACUUCUCUGAAACAUACAAUUUUGUUGCAUUGCUGCUGUUUGCAUGGGAGGGAAGUGGUUGGGGUGCGAUGGAGAUCAGUGCGAAAAAGCGAAGGGAAAGGGUGAAAAAAGUAAAAUAAUCUGAACCGUUAAUUUUAAAUGUAUCAUCAUAUCUAACGGACCAAAAACACUCAAAAUGUGAAAGACAUUGUGAAGUCUCCAAGCUAUUAUUAUUUGAAUUGUUUUGAAGUUAGCGUGGGCGGGAGAAGAAGGUGGCAAUUUUUUGUUGGCAGAAUGGAAGAAGAAGAAGAAGCUCCGAUUCUGAGACUAGAGAUCCUGCAAGGUCCUCGACAAGGUGAAACCCUAGAAUUCAAACCCAGAUCCGCAGUUCGAAUAGGUCGCGUCGUCAAAGGCAACACUCUCCCCAUCAAGGACCCCGGCAUCUCCUCCAAACACCUCUCAAUCUUAACCGAAUCCAACAAAUGGGUCCUCCGCGACCUCGACUCCUCAAACGGCACCGUUUUGAACGGCUCCAGCGUCCCUCCCAACACCCCCUUCACUCUCCACCACGACUCCACCAUCAAGAUCGGCGAACUCACCUCCAUCCACGUCCUCUUCCUACAACCCCCCGCUCAAUCCACGCUUCCGCUUCCUCCCGCCCCACGCGCUAGAGGCAGACCCAGAGCUAGGGGUGCCAAGGGUAGGGUUCAGCCUCAGAGCUUCGACCAAAACGGCGACGCCAGUGUGCUAAACGCUGAACCUGCGCGCGUGCCUGCACCCGCGCGUGUAACGCGGAGGUCCAACAGAGAGCGGAGUGCGGUUAGGGUUUGCGAUGAUGCUCCGGAGGAGAAGGGGAGGGAAGAACCCAAGAGUACGCGGGAUCCGAGUUUGAUUGAGGUUUCUGAUUCCAGUGUUGGGAAUUUGGAUGUUCCCGUGGAGGAACUGAAGAAGGCGCGCGUGAAGCGAAACUUGAAGACCGCGCGUGCGGUGGCUGGGAGUGUUGAGGGUGGAGUUGAGAAUGUUGAGAAGAUGAAAAGUAAGGGUGCUGCUGGAAAGAGGGAAUUGUUGCAGAAAGAGGUUGAAGGUGGGAGAGAAAAUGAGAAUGUGAAUAGUGUGGUUAGGGUUUGUGAAGAUGCUCUGGGGGAGAAAGUUGAAGAACAAUACAAGAGUACGAGGAAACCGAGUUUGGUUGAGGUUUCUGAUUCCAGUGUUGGGAAUUUGGAUGUUCCCGUGGAGGAACCGAAGAAGGCGCGCGCGAAGCGAAACUUGAAGACCGCGCGUGCGGUGGCUGGGAGUGUUGAGUGUGGAGUUGAGAAGAUGAAAAGUAAGGGUGCUACUGGAAAGAGGGAAUUGUUGCAGAAAGAGGUUGAAGCUGGGAGAGAAAAUGAGAAUGUGAAUAGUGUGGUUAGGGUUUGUGAUGAUGCUCCGGGAGAGAAAGUCGAAGAACACAAGAGCACGAGGAAUCGGAGUUUGGUUGAGGUUUCUGAUUCCAGUGUUGGGAAUUUGGAUGCUCCCGUGGAGGAGCCGAAGAACACGCGCCUGACCCGAAACCCGAAGAACGCUCGUGCGGUCACUGGGAAUGUUGAGAAAAAGAAAAGUGACGGUGUUACUGAAAAGAGGGAAUUAUUGCAGAAAGAGGUUGGAGAUGGGAGAAAAAAGGAGAAAGUGAAUAGUGGUGAUGGGAAUUGGCCUGAUUUGAAUAACAUGACUCUUGGUGAGUGGUUUGAUUUCUUGGAGGUUCACUUGCCAAAGCAGAUAAUUGAUGAGACUGAAGAGAUUAUUGAUUCGAUGAUGCAAAAAGCUGAGAGACUCCGCGAGUACAUUGCAGAGAUGCAACAACAGAAUAAUAAGGGCAAAAUGGCCAUGGAGGAAUAGCCAACUUUUUAAUAUAUGUGCACUGUUAGAUUGUUAGUAACCAGAUGAUUUUACUAAGUUCUUUUACUUGUUCUGUUUGUAAGUAUGCUGACAAAGAGCAUGGUCUUCAUAAAUUUAGUUCCUCUGCACAGUCUGUAUUAUGUUGCUGCGAAUCAUAUAUUAUUUUGCAAGGUGGUUAAUAUUUUUUUCUUCUUCUGUUAUUAGAUGAGGUUUGAGGACUGCUACUGCUUAGUCUGCAUUGGGCUUAAGGUCUUACUUGUGUAGUAGGGUUUUAAUAUUUUUUCUGGAACCUUCUUCUCAAAAGGAUUAUACGGUUGAAAUGCUAUUUCUUGGCAAGAGUUACAUCCCUAUGUUCAUUUUUUUGUUCAGUCGUUGUGUAUGUUAUGCUGAGUUGUAUAUGCAAAUUACAUUUGUG